GAGAAAGCAAAGCCAAACCAAGACACAGUCACAAAUGUAACCACAGUUGAAACGUAAACACAUUAUUAUUUCUUUCUUGUUUUGCCUAUUACCUUUGGUUUCUCUCUGCUAUAGUAUGUUUUUUUUUGUCAGAUUUCGAUUAUUCUCUAAGUCCAAGAAUUCAGUUCAAUAACCCUUCAUCAUUCAAAGCUACUUAACUCAUUUCACAGUUCACACACCAUCCUAACCCAACCAAACGAACCUUUUUUCUUUCCCAUAAUUUAAUAUUUGAAAUAUACUAAGCAGCACAGCACAGUAACUGUUUCUUGCUCACUGGGUUUCCGCAAUCUACAUGCAUUCAAAUUGCUACUAGCCUCUGCCAAUGACCUCGUGCAUUUAACACCCUAAACUUAAAAAGCUGGUUAAUUUAAGGGUAGUAAUAGUACUAAUAGUAGUGUAGUAUAUUUAAGCCUCUGCCAAAUGAGUUAAAAGAAGCUGCUUGCAAUUAUGAAACUUUACCUGAGUGAGUGGUAAAGCCGCAAGAACUGCCCCAUAAGGUGGCUCUAUUCUGCUGUUUUUAUCUUUUUUCCCUCGUUUCAGAAGAAAAACGAGAUAAGCACGCUGCUUUAAUUUGGAAGGAGUUACAAGGAACCUUCCCUUAUUUGCUGCCCCUUUAAGCUCUUCUUUCUCAAUUAUAAAUCCGCAAGAGAAACCAAACCCUUUCAUCACAUUGCUCAACUUUUACUACAUAUUAACUUGAUUAGAAAAAAGAUGUUACCUCAGAAGCAAGCUGAAGAAGCCAUGAUGUCAAGCCUCACUCAAACGAUGGAGCGGGAGGAGGGAGAGGAAGUGAUAGGGGAGACCUCAAAUUUUAGCUUUAAAAAUGCUCUCUGGCAUGGUGGUUCUGCCUACGAUGCUUGGUUCAGCUGUGCCUCAAAUCAGGUUGCUCAGGUUCUAUUGACUCUGCCUUACUCAUUCUCUCAGCUGGGAAUGGUUUCAGGCAUCAUAUUCCAAGUGUUCUAUGGCUUGCUUGGGAGUUAUACUGCUUAUUUAAUUAGCAUUCUGUACAUUGAGUACAGAAGCCGGAAAGAGAAAGAGAAUGUCAGCUUCAAAAACCAUGUCAUCCAGUGGUUUGAAGUGUUGGAAGGCUUACUGGGUCCAUACUGGAAAGCUAUUGGGUUGGCCUUCAACUGCACUUUUCUCCUCUUUGGAUCUGUCAUCCAGCUCAUAGCUUGUGCAAGUAAUAUAUACUACAUAAAUGACCACUUGGACAAGAGGACUUGGACCUACAUAUUUGGAGCUUGCUGUGCCACCACAGUGUUCAUCCCAUCAUUCCACAACUACAGGAUAUGGUCCUUCCUUGGUCUUGGCAUGACCACCUACACUGCUUGGUAUUUGACCAUUGCAGCCAUUGCUCAUGGCCAGGUUGAAAAUGUGAAGCAUUCGGCCCCAAACAAGAUGGUUUUGUAUUUCACAGGCGCCACCAACAUACUCUACACUUUCGGCGGGCACGCCGUCACAGUGGAAAUCAUGCAUGCAAUGUGGAAGCCUCAGAAGUUCAAAUACAUAUAUCUUUAUGCAACAGUUUAUGUGUUCACCCUCACUCUACCAUCUGCUAUUGCCGUUUACUGGGCCUUUGGUGACCAACUUUUGGAUCAUUCCAAUGCCUUCUCGCUCCUCCCUCGCUCUGGCUGGCGUGACAUCGGUGUCAUCCUAAUGCUCAUUCACCAGUUCAUCACAUUCGGGUUUGCUUGUACGCCAUUGUAUUUCGUGUGGGAGAAAGUGAUAGGAAUGCAUGACACAAAGAGCAUAUUUUUUAGGGCACUAGCGAGGUUACCUGUGGUGAUACCAAUAUGGUUUUUGGCCAUUAUUUUCCCUUUCUUUGGGCCCAUUAAUUCAGCUGUGGGGGCCCUUUUGGUCAGCUUCACCGUUUACAUCAUCCCUGCUUCUGCUCAUAUGCUCACAUACAGAUCUGCCUCAGCAAGACAGAAUGCCGCGGAGAAAUUGCCCUUCUUUAUCCCUAACUGGACGGUGAUGUACGUGGUGAAUGCAUUUGUGGUGGUGUGGGUUCUGGUAGUGGGCUUUGGGUUUGGAGGGUGGGCCAGCAUGACAAAUUUCAUCAAGCAGGUUGACACAUUCGGGCUAUUUGCCAAGUGCUACCAAUGCCCACCCAAAGGCCCCCCCUCCUCCAACCACACCUUGCAUAACUGAAAACUAUGUUCCUUUAUAUGUAUGUAGGGUGGCAUCAGCAUCUACCCUGUGGAGUUUGCUGUAAUAUACUAAUAUCUUUUAUAGUUUUAUCUCCAUAUAGACACAUUAUUGUGAUUGCUGAUGUUCCCUAGUGUAGUAAGGCAAUAUAAUAUUAUUGCUUUUUGGAAUAUAAUAUUCAUACAACAAUCUCUUAUAAUAGUUCGUACAUUA
Molecule: messenger RNA, 2400 nt
Organism: Glycine soja
Lineage: Eukaryota; Viridiplantae; Streptophyta; Magnoliopsida; Fabales; Fabaceae
Product: auxin transporter-like protein 1
Exons: 9
Coding region: 751-2190 (479 amino acids)
Cellular component (GO): plasma membrane
Source: RefSeq, a predicted model, not a curated record